AUGAAAAGCGCUGAUGUAAAACAGAGUAGCCGUCGUGGUUUGAGCUUUGGUUCGGUCUCCAGUGAUGUUGAAAUGACAGAAAUGGAUAAAAAUGUAAGUUUAGUUUCUUUCCAGUUUUGCAGUUAUUAAGAAAUAAUUUCAAAAACAAACACCAGACUAAAUUUUUUUAAUAGUGAAUAAAUAUUAGAUGAGGGGUUUUAAGAUGAAAGUAAAUGAAUUGGAAUUUCAAAUAAAUUCAGAUAAAAAUAAAUGACACUAAAGUUAUGUUUACAUUAGUUUCAAGCAAAAAAUCAACAUUAAUUAGUACGGUUAGUUGAUAGUUGAAACUUUGCAGUGCUUUUUAUAUGUAACCUUUCUAUGGGCACAGUUCACACUGGAUGCUUCAAAUCCUUAAGCAUCAAAUGUUUAACAGUGCCUACUCCAUAAAAUGACUUCACUAUUGCAGUGAAUUUAACAUUUGAAUGAGUUAUUAAAUUGAUAACAGAACACCAUGAUGUAGGUGAUAAUUUGUUGUUUUGUGCAGUUUUAUUGUUAGUGUUAGAGUGUAGAGUGGCAGAUUGCAUUGCAGACCAUAGACCUUGAAAACUUAAAAAUGCAAAUCAAGACUACUUGGAGGAUUAAAAAUUCUGAAUGUACAGCACUGGUCUAAAUAAAUGCGUUCUGUUGUUUCAGGAAACCAAAGACUUCACUAUUGAAUGGCAAGCAGUUGUUGAAACAACCUUAGCUCCCUUAGAUCAAUUUAGUAGUUUACAAGCCAAAGCCGCCUCAACACCUUGUAUACCAGCAAACCAAAUAGUGAGUAAAAUUACAUUUAAGCAUCUAUAUUAUAGUUUACUCAAGACAAUGCACAUUAUCACAAGACAAUGACUCCUGAUAGUGUGCAGGAAAUUAUGUACACUGGAUUUAAGGCAUCAGUUACCAAAGUUGGGUUUUGUAAUAAUUUCAUAUCCAUUCUAUCUCACUAUGAAAAGCAUUUUCAAUAACCAUAUUGUGUUGGAAGGAUUGUGCUCUUCCAAAAAAUUAUAAGAGCUUCAUAAUGUAUUUAGAAUUUAGGCUAUUAUAUUAAAGAAUGUAUCAAUUUUUAAUGAUUAAUCUUUUAGUCAAAUCAACCUCAAGAAGUCACAGACCUUAUGUUUUCCUGCUUACCUGUAACCACUUUAUAUGAUGAAGGCCUAACACCUUCCAAACACCUCAGGUGA
Lymnaea stagnalis (great pond snail) is the source of this 1199-nucleotide messenger RNA. The record is from the annotation of a GenBank genome assembly. NCBI's taxonomy places the organism in Eukaryota, Metazoa, Mollusca, Gastropoda, Lymnaeidae.